Heterocephalus glaber (naked mole-rat) is the source of this 1053-nucleotide messenger RNA. Its product is annotated as zinc finger protein 670-like. Gene Ontology annotation, molecular function: DNA-binding transcription activator activity, RNA polymerase II-specific; RNA polymerase II cis-regulatory region sequence-specific DNA binding; DNA-binding transcription repressor activity, RNA polymerase II-specific. Gene Ontology annotation, cellular component: nucleus; nucleoplasm. The record is from RefSeq and is a predicted model, not a curated record. Gene Ontology annotation, biological process: regulation of immune system process; regulation of cytokine production; negative regulation of transcription by RNA polymerase II. Lineage: Eukaryota; Metazoa; Chordata; Mammalia; Rodentia; Bathyergidae.
GCUGAGGGAGAGACUCGGCCUCUUCCUGUAUCAUGGCGCCAAAGUAUAUACCUUGAGAGAGUUGCUGAGACACCCCGGCCGACUAGACCAUCUUUUUCUGUAAUUUCUUCUGGCUGCGAGCUGCAUUCAAAAGAUCGUGGGGAACCACAAGCCAAGCAAUGGAGACCGUGACCUUUGAGGAUGUAGCUGUGAACUUUACCAAGGUAGAAUGGGCUUUGCUGAAUCCACUCCAAAAGAAGCUCUACAGGGAUGUGAUGUGGGAAAUCUGUAUGCAUAUGGCUGCUAUAGGAAGAACCUGUGGUAACCAGCAAAUGGAAGAACAGUACAAAACUUGCUCAAGAAAUCUAAGAAAUGAUGCAGACAAGUGUUUGAGACUGGAAGAGAUGCUGUAUAAAUGUAGUGAACAUGGAAAAACCUGGAGUGAUUUCCAAUCCUUUCAGAAACAUGAAAUGAGAAAGACUGGAGAGAAACAAUGUCAGUCUGAGCAAUGUGGGAAAGCUUACUCUGAUCUUAGCGAACAAACUCACCCUGAGGAGAACACAUUUCUAGGUAAGAAAAAUGUGAAAGCCUCCAGCACACCCAGUCAUGUUCAAAUUCAAGCAAGAAAGCGUGGUGUGGGGAGUCCAUAUGAGUACAAACAAUGGGAGAAAACUUUUAUGUCUUCAUACUAUAUUCACCCAAAUGAAAGAAUAUAUGUUGGAGAGAAGCCCUAUGUAACUAAGGAAUGUGUGAAAGCAUUAUCUCAUAGUCAUUCCUUUCACAAACGUAAUAUAAUUUGCACUGGGCAGAAACUUUAUGUAUGUAAGCAGUGUGGAAAAGCAUUCAUGACACAGACAUGUUAUGAAAUACAUGAAGAAAAUCAUGCUACAGAUAAAUCUUAUGCAUGUAAGCAAUGUGGGAAAGCAUUCAGCACACACAGUUCUUGUCAAAAUCAUGAAAGAAUUCACACUAGGGAGAAACCCUAUGUAUGUAAGCAUUGUGGGAAAUCUUUCAUACGAAAGUCUGAUUGUCAAAUACAUGAAAUAAUUCACACUGGGGAGAAACCUUAUGUAU